AUGCAGCAGCACCUUCUUUCCCGGUACCGCCAUGGCUCCGUCAGCCUCGCAUUCGGAGUCAUCCCACAGGACGUGCUAGACGAGACCUUCAAGACCAAGGUGGUGGGACACACGCAUGGCCUGAUCACGGAGGGCCAGCAGCAUGGAGAUGAGCGCGAGCGCGUGAUGUGGGGCAACAUUCCCCUUGACCCACCUCCCCUGAUCGCCUGCCAGAAGGGCUGCAAAGGUUUCAAGGAUACCUCGCCGAACCAGGACAACUUCUCUGUGACGCACUUCAAGAGUGGCUACACACUGAUCUGCACUUUUGAUGGCCAUGGCCCCUUUGGUCACAUUGUCUCCACGCGAACUGUGCAGACUGUGCCCUGGUUCAUGGUGGUGGAGUCCGGCUUUGACAAAGACACAAUCGACGAGGCGGGCAUCGAGAAGGCAUUGAUCAACGCAUUCGAGAAGGCGCAGAGCGACGUCGUUGCGCACUCGCUUGAGAAUGACUGGGAUGUACAAGCCAGUGGAAGUACUGCGGUAGCAGCUCUGUUCAAGGGCAACAAAGUGUGGACUGCCAAUGCCGGGGACUCGCGUUGCGCCAUCGGAACAGAAGCUGACAAGAAGGUGGUCUUUGAGACGGAAGAUCACAAGCCGCAGACCGAGAAGGAGAAGGCGCGCAUUGAAGCGUCCGGCGGAGAAGUGCGCUCUCAAACCUACCCGGACGGAUGGGUCAACCACCGCAUCUUCAUCAAGGGCAAAGACUAUCCGGGACUGUGUAUGGCACGCACGCUCGGAGACCAGUCGGUGAAGGACUACGGCGUCAUCGCGACCCCGGAGGUGCUCCUCACGACUGUGGAUCUCUCGAAGAAGGCGUUCUUCAUCAUUGCCAGCGACGGUGUGUGGGAGUUCUUGGAUUCGCAGUUUGUCGUGAAGGCCGUGGCCAAGAAGAUUCAAUCGGACGGGCCUGCAAAGACGCUCGAGAAGCUGCAGCGAGAGGCCAAGAAGCGCUGGAAGGCAGAGGAGGGCGACUACUGCGACGACAUCACCUCGGUUCUGGUACAACUUCGCUGA
Molecule: messenger RNA, 1053 nt
Organism: Symbiodinium natans
Lineage: Eukaryota; Dinophyceae; Suessiales; Symbiodiniaceae
Source: the annotation of a GenBank genome assembly